Molecule: messenger RNA, 1673 nt
Organism: Daphnia pulicaria
Lineage: Eukaryota; Metazoa; Arthropoda; Branchiopoda; Diplostraca; Daphniidae
Product: alpha-1,3-mannosyl-glycoprotein 2-beta-N-acetylglucosaminyltransferase-like
Exons: 7
Coding region: 250-1605 (451 amino acids)
Biological process (GO): protein N-linked glycosylation
Cellular component (GO): Golgi apparatus
Molecular function (GO): alpha-1,3-mannosylglycoprotein 2-beta-N-acetylglucosaminyltransferase activity
Source: RefSeq, a predicted model, not a curated record
UUAUAACUGGCAACUGUUAUCUAUCUGUCAUGUCUGCAGUCUGCUAUUGAAAAACUACUUUCUCUUGUUAUGCUUUUCGAGUUUUGACUAAUACCCAAACAUAUUUACAGUUAGAAAAACUAAACUUACGUCGUGAUAGAUCGAAACCCGGAGUCAAGAACCUUAUUGUUGUGCGUAAAACGGAAUGAGAUUACAUCAUGAUUAUUAAGGAAAAAGUCAUACAAGCUCCAGAUUUCUGAAAAGAACAACAUGAAAUAUAAGCGGCUCGGAUUGAUUGUGGCUUUUUGCUUCGCUAGUUGGCUUGUCCUUGCCUUUGUCAUCUUUAAUGAAAAUGCAGUGAAAAAGAUUGAUGUUGAGACGAGAAAAGGUUCCCUGUUAAAAUACAUCCAAGAACUUGAAGUGCAAAUCAGCCAACAGGAAGAAACCUACAAACUACUUGUGGACAAACUAAAAAAAUUGACACCAAGGCCUGAAAAUGUUUUACAAGCCUUGGAGAUUAAAGAAUCUCCUCUUGAAAAACCCAAAGUUCCAUUUCCAGCCACAAAAAAAGAUGUUACACAAGACAUAAUUCUUCCUGUGCUCGUGUUUUCUUGCAAUCGCCCAGACAUUCGUCGUAGUUUAGAUGGUUUGCUCAAAUACAGACCAGAUGCCAAGAAAUUCCCUAUAAUAGUCAGCCAAGAUUGUGCUCAUGGUGCUACUGCCAAGGUCAUUCGCUCAUAUAGUGAUGCAUCACAAGUAACUUAUAUACAGCAACCUGACCAAAGCGAACCGAUUGUUCCGCCCGGAGAGGCAAAGUUCAAAGGCUACUUUAAAAUUGCACGGCAUUAUUUAUUUGGCUUGAGUCAGGUGUUUCGCACGUUCAACCAUACCGCCGUUAUAAUCGUCGAGGAUGAUUUAGACGUGGCCCCUGACUUUUUUUCAUAUUUCGCCUCAACAUACCAGUUAUUGAAGAAUGACCCUUCGUUGUGGUGUGUCUCUGCUUGGAAUGAUAAUGGCAAAGCAAGUUUAGUUGACGUCGACCAGGGAAGCAAACUUCUUUAUCGCAGUGAUUUUUUCCCGGGAUUAGGCUGGAUGAUCACGAAAGAAUUGUGGGAUGAGCUAGAACCAAAAUGGCCAAAAUCUUACUGGGAUGAUUGGAUGAGAAGACCAGAGCAGAGAAAAGAUCGUGCUUGUAUACGACCUGAAGUAUCACGCACAAGAACAUUUGGCAAAAUUGGAGUUAGCAAUGGUUUGUUCUUUGACAAACAUCUCAAAUACAUCAAACUCAACGAAAUACCAGUGGAUUUUUCCAAGGAAAAUAUGAGUCGUCUAACACAGUCUACUUACGACGCUGAUUAUAUCCGGAACGUGUACAGCCUUCCGCUGGUAUCAGCCCCAGACGUUCGCACCAAUGUAAAUUUGCCGUUCGACGGUCCAGUUCGAAUUACCUAUCACACCAAAGAUACCUUUAAAAGUGCUGCAAAACUUUUGGGACUGAUGGACGACUUUAAGAGUGGCGUCCCUCGAACAGGCUAUCACGGAAUCGUUUCCUUUUUCCUCAACGGUCGCAGAAUCUAUCUGGCUCCUCAUUCCAAUUGGAAAGGAUACGACCUAACUUGGAGUUGAUGUGCCAGUAAAUGAUGAAUUAGACAUAAUAAUGUUAAAAAAAAUACAGAUAAAUUUAUUGAUUAAGA